AUAUCGCCUGUCAUACUAUGUUUACAAUCGUAAAGAUUCGACAAAACGAAGCGGAGAAGAAAAGUUAAAAUUUUAUUGAAAAAGGACUGUGAUUGAAGAAAGGAAAUGUCUAAAGUAAUUGCACCUACAAAUGAAAUAUCAGUGGUUCGUCUUAAGAAGUGUGGUAAACGCUUCGAAGUCGCCUGCCACAAAGACAACCUUUUGUCGUGGAGAAACAACAUUGAAAAAGAUAUUGACGACGUUCUGCGAUCACGGAAAGUGUUUCUCAAUGUGUCCAAACGACAAAUGGCUAAAAACACCGAUUUAAUGGCAGCAUUCAACACAGACAAUGUUGAUGCAAUUUGCAAGGAAAUCUUGGAAAAAGGCGAGCUUCAAGUGACGGAAAGAGAACGUCACUCACAAUCAGAUUCGCUGUUCAAGGACAUAGCCACCAACAUAUCCAAUGAAUGUGUGAAUUCCGAAACCAAAUGUCCGUACACUGUAGAGAUGAUCGAACAAGCAUUGAAAGACAUCCGAUUCUCAGUGAAACCGCAUCAGACUGUUGCACAGCAGACAAUCGAAGCUACGUCGCUGUUGAAGAAGAGUAUUCCAAUCGAGCGAACCAACAUGCGAAUUAAAAUAGCCAUUUGCGGUAAGGAUGCUAAGAAGAUGAAAGAUAAAAUUGUUCAGCAUUGUAGCAAGGUGGAGGAAGAGAGUUGGAAUAGUGGCAAUCUGACACUGGUUGGAAUAAUCGUUCCCGGUAGUCUGAGGAUAAUAAGCGACAUCAUUUCCGCAGACUCUAAGGGCACUGGAAAACUGGACGUCUUAAUUUUAACAGAAACAGAUGUAAUUGAUGACGAGGCGGUGGAGGUGACGGAAGAAUAAAUUAAUUUCGUUUUUGGA
Messenger RNA from Bradysia coprophila, 882 nucleotides. RefSeq names its product ribosome maturation protein SBDS-like. NCBI's taxonomy places the organism in Eukaryota, Metazoa, Arthropoda, Insecta, Diptera, Sciaridae. The record is from RefSeq and is a predicted model, not a curated record. Gene Ontology annotation, biological process: ribosome biogenesis; cytosolic ribosome assembly.